Messenger RNA from Puntigrus tetrazona (Sumatra barb), 2399 nucleotides. Its product is annotated as gastrula zinc finger protein XlCGF7.1-like. Bases 177 to 962 code for a protein of 261 amino acids. The transcript is spliced from 3 exons. NCBI's taxonomy places the organism in Eukaryota, Metazoa, Chordata, Actinopteri, Cypriniformes, Cyprinidae. The record is from RefSeq and is a predicted model, not a curated record. Gene Ontology annotation, cellular component: nucleus.
GCCGAAAAAAGGUGUGUGCUUUUAUUAAUUUAAAAGCGUUUAAAUCAAUGUGACACGUGCAGAAAAUUAGACAUAACCCGUGCGGCUCGAUAGCUUAAAGCAACACUUGAAUGUUUUAUCUGGUGACUUUAAGGACGAGGAAUCAUCUGAGAUCCAUGUGACACAACGUUAUAACGAUGGUGUUUAUUAAAAAGGAGACUGAAGACGUGAAGAUUGAAGAAACCUUUGGAGUCGAACACGGAGAUGCUGAGGAACAAAGAAAGAUGGUGUUCAUUAAAGUGGAGAGUGAAGAGAUGAAGAUUGAAGUCAAACAUGAAGAUACCGAGGAACAAACAGACCUGAUGAGUGGAGAACUCAUUGAAAAGGAAGAUAAAGAUCGGCACGAGAAACCUAAUUUCACGUUUAGUUGCUCACAGACCGAAAAGACGUCCUCGCAAGAAAGAGCUCAAAAGGCUAGAAGUGCGGGUCACUUCACCUGCCAACAGUGUGGAAAACAUUUCAACAGGAGAGGAAACCUCAAUUACCACAUGAGAAUUCACACCGGAGAAAAGCCUCACACGUGCCCUCAGUGCGGGACGAGUUUCACUCAAAAAGUGAUCCUCGAUAGGCACAUUAGAGGCCACACCGGAGAGAGGCCCUACAGCUGCAAGCUGUGCGGAAAGAAUUUAAUGCGGAAAGCAAACCUCAAAAACCACAUGAGAAUUCAUACCGGAGAGCAGCCCUACACCUGCCCGCAGUGCACGAGGACUUUCCUACAUCAGCAAACUCUCAAGUACCACAUGAGGACUCACAACGGAGAGAAACCCUUCGCCUGCCCUCACUGUGGAAAGAGCUUCGCCGGAAGAGGAAACCUCGUGGUCCACACAAGGAUUCACACGGGAGAAAACCCGUUCACCUGCCCACAGUGUGGGAAAGGUUUCUCUCAGAAAGGAAACCUCAAAAGACACAUGAAUGCACACUGAAAAGAAGCUGUGAGAGGUUGCUCCACAGACACUUCAUUGCAGUUCAUUGAUCUGCAGCGGGACAAUGUUAUGUUUACAGUGAUUGUCCAUAAUGUCUAUCUUAGAUAGAGGGUAUCCCUUAGAUAUGCACAUUUGGUUUCUUCUUGCAUUUGCGUGUAGAUUUUUUUUUUCUUUCUCACGACAAAAAAAGCAUUCAAGCCACCGUUUAUUCUCAGUGAAACUGUCCGACUCUUCACAACUAUAUCGUGUGAGGCCUCACGUGCAAAAUUAUCUAUUCGAUUUUUAAAAUCUGUCAUAUAUUCUGUAAAAAUCUGACAUGGAAUGUUAAUAAUAUCUGCUAAGUUGGCUAAUGGCUUGUCACUGUAAUGAAAUGGAGUCACGAUCAUGAUAGUUGCUACAAUUGUUGAGAAAUAUAAUGUAGCAAUUCGGUAUCUGCGCUAUUUUUCAUAAUAUUAGUCCCGAGUCAUUUCUGUGUGGAAUAUGAUCUAAGGAAUCAACUUACAUAUGCAUAUGUCAUAAGGUGCUGUUUGAAAGGCCAUGAUUUUGUGUAUUGGCUGUAACAGAAUAUGUCGACAUGCUUUAACAUUCAAAAAACAUAAUUUUUCAAGUACUGUACAUUAAAGUAGCUCCUCUGCCCCGCCUCUCUCAAACGCGUCAUUUUCUACAAAGCCCCUCUUUCCGAUAUGCACAGUCUGCUAUGAUUGGCCAGUUCACACAGUGCAUUGUGAUUUGGACAAACACCAGCUCUGCUAACCCCAAGCCUACUUUCACAGAUGUUUCAGGAGUUUAGGCUAAUUUGAUAACUGGUUUGGAUUCAAUUCAAAUUUCUAUUUGGGUUUAUGCAUGUAUUCUUUAAAAUGUUAACUGUUUGUUGUCAUAGCUAUGCAAAGAUUUAAUUUAAAAAAAAAAAAAAAACAGUAUCAUAGCUAUUAAAGUACAUCUCAUGAUUACAAAUCUAUUCAAUCACAAAGUAAAAAGAGCUGCUAAAGUGGUAGAUGGGGUUUAAAAUGUAAUUAUCAGCAACUGUAAUUAGUUACAUUUAGUCAUUUAAUUAUGCAACGUCAUUACAUGUAACUAGUGCAGAUGAACUAGUUCAUGAAUGCAUAACCUUAACACUGGUCUACUGUAAUGCAUGUACUUCACUAGAAAAGCUACAGUUAGUCCAAAAUUCAGCAAAGCAUUCACAUAAAAUAUAUAUCAUAACCUUAUACUCCAGUUUUUAAGAAACAGUAAGCCAGGUUAAAGAGAUUCAUUUUUAAUCUCCAUUUAAAAUGACAAAGUGUGUCUGCCCCCCUGAACAGUGUUAGGUAGAUUGUUUUAGAGUUUGGAUGCUAAAUAAGUCAAGGAGUUUUGAGAACGCAUCAGACAUGAAGGCAUAUAAUGUGAUAAAAGCUUGCCCAAGUACUAGCUGCUGCAUUUUGGGCAGGUUAGACUUUA